AUGGCGACCAACGCGGCACCAACCAUCAAAGUCGAGGAGGACACUAAUUCUCCGGCCAUCAAGACUGAGAACGUUUCGAUGGAAGAUGCUCCACCCGCGUCUAUUGGCUCUCCAAUGUCUGAAGAUGAUGAACAAUUCGAAGAUGCCGGGGAUCUGGACAUGACGAAAGGCGGUGUCAUAGCAUGGCUCGUCAAAAUGCCGGAUUUUGUCCUGGAGAACUGGCAUAAAAUCGAUGAUGAUGAAGAGAUUCAUCUCGCUGACAUCAGAGUUUACAAUACACCGGCUGCUUUGCCGGGUGCGAAAAAGCAGGAGCCACCACAGGAGAGGUUAAAGUUAUUCUUGACGGAUAAUAAGUACAAUGAGGGGAUACCGAAGAAAUUCGACAUGGCGGUCACGGAUAGAAAUGUCAGAAAUACGUUCGUAUUCACUGAGAAGGAUAUGCCGGGAUUUGAGAAUCGGGCUCGUGGCAUCGGAACAGAUGGAAAUCCCAUCAUCCCAUCAAGACUAUUACAGCCGGAGAAGAAUUUCGACAGGAAAUUCGGUAAAGGAGGAAACAAUAAUAAUAAGAAAUUCCAGCCAUUCUUCCGGAAAGCCAUUCCCAAACGUACAGCUUUAGUUGGAACAGUUCGCCACGAAGCCGUUGUCACACCAGUUGAUAGCAUCGAGUUUGCGAAGUAUCUAAAACGGAAACGUGACAUAAUGGAAGAAGAGCAGCGAAAGAAGCACAUUGUGGUUCUCGACAAGAUCCUUCCGGGUGCUCCUCUCCCGACUACCAACGACAAUCUCUUCGACCAAGCUAUUCAAAAACCCGGCACGGAAAAGAAGAAGACCCAGGAAAACAAGGCAACCCGUAUGCCCCGAAACGAACUUCUCGAUGCAUUAUUCACCUGUUUCUCUGAGUAUGAGUUUUGGACUCUCAAGGGUCUUCGUGAAAGACUCAAUCAGCCAGAAGCAUAUCUCAAAGAAACUUUGGAAAGUAUUGCUACUCUCCUCAAGACUGGACCAUUUGCAUUGAAGUGGCAAUUAAAACCCGAAUAUAAGACUCGGGAUAUUGAAGCAAUUAAGAAGGAGGUUAGAGAGGAUUUGGGAACUGAUGCGGGUGAGGAGUUUGACGACGACGAAGAGGAAGAGAUGGAGGAUGUUAAGAUCUGA
Molecule: messenger RNA, 1152 nt
Organism: Orbilia oligospora ATCC 24927
Lineage: Eukaryota; Fungi; Ascomycota; Orbiliomycetes; Orbiliales; Orbiliaceae
Exons: 3
Coding region: 1-1152 (383 amino acids)
Biological process (GO): transcription by RNA polymerase II; transcription initiation at RNA polymerase II promoter
Cellular component (GO): transcription factor TFIIF complex
Source: RefSeq, a predicted model, not a curated record